AGCGCCUCCGCAACCAACAUCAACAUGAAACUGAUCCUACUGGUGGGCGCCCUUGCGGCCAUGGCCUCCGCCGUCCCCCGUCCCGACUCUCCUCCCGUCUACGGCGCUCCUCCACCGACCUACAAGCAGCCAGGAAUGCCCUUCGAUUUCAGUUACGCCGUCAAGGACUACUCGGGCAACGACUACGCCCACGCCCAGACCAGCGACGGUCACGUCACCUCCGGAUCGUACAGAGUGGCUCUUCCCGACGGCCGAACCGAGAUCGUGGAAUUCAGCGCCGAUCACGACAACGGCUACGUCGCCAACGUCGCCUACGAGGGGGAGGCCUCCUACCCCGCCCCCGCCCCCUCCUACCACCCCGCCCCCGCUCCCUCCUACCCUGCUCCACCACCCCCACCAACCUACGCCUAAACGCACCACCAAAGGCAAACCGAAAACAAAGCCCAAAGUUUACUUUUUGCUCCUCAUUCAUAAACUUUCUUGUUACGUUUGUAAUACAUUCAGUCUGUGACUAUUGCCAUAUGUUAAGUGUUAAUGGACGAAUGCCAUUCGGCACUUUAAUUUAUUCUUGUAAAUAAAAGCAGAUCUACGAAAA
Penaeus monodon (black tiger shrimp) is the source of this 595-nucleotide messenger RNA. RefSeq names its product cuticle protein 18.6-like. The record is from RefSeq and is a predicted model, not a curated record. The transcript is spliced from 2 exons. The coding region runs from base 25 to 411 and encodes 128 amino acids. Gene Ontology annotation, cellular component: extracellular matrix. Lineage: Eukaryota; Metazoa; Arthropoda; Malacostraca; Decapoda; Penaeidae.